This is a messenger RNA of Dichomitus squalens LYAD-421 SS1, 4571 nucleotides long. Its product is annotated as Oligoxyloglucan reducing end-specific cellobiohydrolase. Lineage: Eukaryota; Fungi; Basidiomycota; Agaricomycetes; Polyporales; Polyporaceae. The transcript is spliced from 17 exons. Gene Ontology annotation, molecular function: protein binding. The record is from RefSeq and is a predicted model, not a curated record. Gene Ontology annotation, biological process: Golgi to vacuole transport; protein targeting to vacuole; Golgi to endosome transport. Gene Ontology annotation, cellular component: membrane; Golgi apparatus. The coding region runs from base 1 to 4386 and encodes 1461 amino acids.
AUGGCCAUCCACCAUAGGGCCCUCUUACUACUCUUGAGCGUAGCCUCCUGGCUACUGCUCGCCGCUGGCCAGCCCCAGCACACCAUCAGCCGCUUCGAAAACCUGCCGGCAAGGCUCUUCUUCUUCGAUGAUACUACGAGUGUCAUCUACCACGACGUCGUGAAAGGAACGGUGUACACCUCUCCGGAUGAGGGCAAGUCGUGGGGCAUCGCGGACGGGGUCCCGGAGGGCAAGGCGGCCAUGGUCAUUGAGCAUCCAUUCGACAACCGAUUGGCAUUCAUUCUCACGAGGGGGAAGAACCACUACCGAACACUAGACCGCGGCAAGACAUGGCAGAACUUUGACAUGCCGCUCUCCCCCGCAUUAAUCGGGAGACCGCUCUCCUUCCAUUCGGACCCGGCAAAGUGGGGCUACAUCCUCUACCAAGGAACAGUAUGCGACAAUAACGGCGGAUGGGGGGAUUCGUGCCACGACGAGACCUACUACACAAAGGACGCGUUCACCAGUGACGCGAGACUUCUCUUCGCGGACUCGUCUCGCUGCCAAUUCGCUCACAGCAGCAAGGACUUCAAACAUGACGCGCACGAAGACCUCAUCUACUGCGUGGGCUUCGAAGCUUCCGACUCGACCGGCAGCCACAGGCUGUCUUCCAGCCGUCUCUUCUCUUCCACGAACUUCUUCGAGACCGAGAGAAGGCUCGAGGACCUCGGCGCAGGAAAGAAUGCCCGCGGCAUCGUCGCGUUCGCCAUCGUUUCCAAGUUCGCAGUCGUUGCGCUGAAGGACUACUCGGAAGGCUCUAACGGGGAUAUGCUCCUGUACGUGACAGUGGAUACGAAGACGUGGGCCAAGGCACGAUUCCCGCACUCGUCGGAAGCGCGCCUGCGCGAGAACGCAUACACUAUUGUGGAGUCGACGACGCAUUCGCUUGGAGUCGACGUGUUGACACACGACCAGAGCGCGAUUGGGACGCUGUUCGUGAGCAAUUCGAACGGGACGUUCUUCGUGGAGAGCUUGAAGGACACGAACCGGAACGAGGUGGGCUACGUCGACUUUGAACAGAUAUACGGAGUGGAGGGCGUCGGGAUCGCGAACGUGGUGAGGAACGCGGCGGACGUCGAGGGGCGGCGUGCGCGGAAGGAGUUGCAGUCGCGCAUCACGUUUGAUGACGGACGGACGUGGUCACGUCUGAAGCCGCCACGGGAGGACGUGGAUGGGCAUCGGAUCGGUUGCGCCCCCGAGGUUGACAGCUGCUCGCUGCACCUGCACUCUGUCACGCUCCCGCACAACUUCGGACGGGUGUUCUCGUCGCCUGCGCCUGGGUUUGUGAUGGGCGUGGGGUCGAUUGGGGAAUACCUGCAGCCGUACGAGGAGUGCGACACGUUCCUGAGCACGGAUGGCGGGGUCACCUGGAAGAUGGUGCUCAAGGACGCGCACAAGUACGAGUUUGGUGAUCAGGGCAGCUUGCUUGUCGUCGUAAACGACGAGGAUGGCGACGACGUGAUCCGCUACUCGACCGACUAUGGCAAAAGCUGGAAAGAAUACAACAUUGGUAUCCGCCUCCGCGCACGCAUUUUGACCACGGUCGGAGAUUCGACCUCUCAGAAGUUCCUUCUCGUUGGUCAGGUGGCUAGGAAGGACCAAAUAGAAGGGCAAGGUCGCUAUGCCGUUGUGUUCCUGGACUUUGCGACGCUCGACAGACGGAAAUGCAGCAGUAGCGACUUCGAGGAUUGGAUAGCGCGUUCGGCAACGCAUGAAUGUCUCAUGGGUCACAGGCAAGCAUACACGCGUCGCAAGGCAGAUGCAAACUGCUACGUCGGUGAGAAGUUCCGCGAUCCUGUCCCUGUCGAGGAGGCGUGCCCGUGCACCGACGAGGAUUACGAGUGCGAUUACAAUUUCAUCAAGGACGGGGCGGAUUGUGUUCCUGCCGGACCCGAGCCUAUUCCUGCGAACGUGUGUCGCGAGCCCCACGACACGUACAUGGGAUCGUCGGGGUACCGCAAGAUUCCUGGCAACACCUGUCAAGGUGGCAAGAAGAAGGAUGAGCCCAGAUCCAAGCCUUGCAAGAACGCUCAACCAGCGGAGGGCGAGAUCAUCCACCAAACUUUCGAGUUUUCCAGCCCGAUCGUCCAGUAUGCGUAUUUCCGCGACUCGACCGUCAUCUUGGUCCGGCUGUCAGACAACAGUGUCUGGCAGUCACCCAACGAGGGCUAUACGUGGAACCAGAUCGAACCAGGCGAAACGUUCGUUGCUUUCUACCACCAUACAUUUGCCUCCGACCGCGCCUACCUCAUCACAAACGACAAGAAAUACUGGUAUACGACCGACACAGGCAAGACUUGGUUGCACAUGUCGACCGAAUCUGUCCCGAACACGUUUGGCCUGCCUGUCCUGCGCUUCCACCCGGACAGAUCAGACUACCUCAUCUGGACUGGUAAUGAGGGCUGCGGCGGAUUCGGGGAGAACUGUCACGCAACUGCAUAUUACUCGCUCGACAAUGGGCGCAAGUGGACAAAGAUUGAGGAGUACGUGCGAAACUGCGCGUGGGCGCGGGACGCGCAGCUGCGAGUCGACCCGAACCAGAUCAUCUGCGAGUCGUAUAAGAACAAGCAGGGCAGCCAGCGGUACUUCGGGCUCGAUAACCCGCUUGAGUUGAUAAGUGGCGCGGACUUCUAUAGGCAGAAGUCGAAGCUGUUCGACCACGUUGUCGGCUUCGCGAAGUUCUCCGAGUACCUCAUCGUUGCUGAGUAUCAAGCGCAGAAGCAGUCGUUGGAUAUCCAGGUCUCGCUUGACGGACGCAAAUUUGCUUCGGGCGAGUUCCCACCCUCUAUGCGCCCAGAUCAACAUGCAUACACAAUCCUCGAGUCCAGCACGGAGUCUGUCUUCUUGCAUGUCACGACCUCCGAGCCUCCUGCACCGUAUUGGGGCAACAUCCUCAAGUCAAACUCGAACGGAACCUAUUACGGUCUCUCAAUUGACAACGUCAAUCGCAACGACGCGGGAUAUGUCGACUUCGAGAAGAUGGUUGGCCUUGACGGCAUCGCGCUCAUCAACGUGGUUUCUAAUCCAACGGAAGCUCCACUGACCGGUCGUAAACUGCUGCAGACUCGGAUCACGCAUAAUGAUGGUGGUAGUUGGCGUCCUCUUGUUCCGCCUGCCACCGACUCCCUGGGAAACCGUUAUGCAUGUGAUAGCACGAAAUGCGCCCUUCACAUCCAUGGAUACACGGAACGCUACGAUGUCCGAGCGACCUACAGCACACCUUCAGUGCCUGGUAUGUUGAUGGCUGUCGGCAACGUCGGCGAGUCUCUCGACCCCUACGACCAGAGUGGCACAUUCUUGAGCCGCGAUGCUGGUUUCACUUGGCAGGAGGUCAACAAGGACGCACAUCUCUGGGAAUUUGGCGACUCAGGCUCCAUUCUUGUGAUGGCGAACGACGAAGGACCCACAGACCACAUCUUGUUCAGUACAGAUGAGGGUCUAAACUGGCGGGAGUACAAAUUCACCGAUGAGGCGAUGCGUGUCAAGGCCAUCAUUACCGUGCCCUCAGACACAAGCCGGAGGUUCAUCCUCAUGGGGUUCUAUCCUCGCGCCAGGAAUACUGCCGUCGCGGUCCACGUCGACUUCUCAUCCCUUACUCGGAAGCAGUGUCGUAUUGACCUGGAAAAACCCAAUGACGAUGACUUUGAGCUGUGGAGCCCAGCUGAGAAUCGUGACGAGCAGUGCUUGUUUGGUCGUCAGACGAUAUUCCACCGUCGCAAGCGCGAUGCCAACUGCGUUGUCGGUAAUGUUGAGAAGCAAGCGACGAAGAUCGUGAAGAAUUGCAAAUGUACGGAGGCGGACUUCGAGUGCGAGUUCAACCACGUCCGGAACGACGCUGGAGAAUGUGUUCUUCUCCCGGGCCUGUCACCACGAGAUCCGGACCCCAAUGCCCAGUGUCGUGCAGAGGACGCCUGGUACGAAUUAACCGCGUAUCGCAAGAUCCCAUACUCGUCUUGCGAAGGCGGUGUACGUCUCGAUCGUGGCGCCAAGCACACCUGCCCGGGCGUUGGUGGACACAGCGCGUUCUUCUGGCUGAUGAUUCUGUUCAUCCCCGUCUGCUUCGCUGGUCUUGCGGGAUACUACUACCUCAAGAAGGGCGGUUAUGGCAGAGGGGCGAUCAGACUACCUGGAGGGGACGGAGCGUCACGAUACUCGAGCGGCUCAGGCGUGCUUGACACUAUCGCGAGUGUACCGUACUUCCUCAUCGGCUUGGCGGGCGUCGCGUAUGAGUGGGUUGCAGAAAAGUUCGACGCCGUUGCUAUUCGACUGCAGGGACGCGGAGGGUACCGCAAUCUGCCAGUCGACGAAGACGCGCAGAUCUUGCGGUUCGAGGACGAGGAAUCGUGAAGUCGGGGUUCAGAAGGGGGAGGGGACGUGGACUGCUCUGCCAAUACACCUAGUCUGUUGUUUAUUUAGUACUACCGUCUUUGCGCCAUCGCAGCCUCUAAUAUUCUCGAUACUCUGCCGGAUAACCUUGGAUGCCUGUAUAUAAGUACAAGAGGAACUGUAUCAUCUCUAUCGUGGGCUUAUUC